This is a messenger RNA of Talaromyces stipitatus ATCC 10500, 2013 nucleotides long. RefSeq names its product transcriptional regulator Ngg1, putative. The transcript has 3 exons. Gene Ontology annotation, cellular component: SAGA complex. Gene Ontology annotation, biological process: regulation of transcription by RNA polymerase II. Bases 1 to 2013 code for a protein of 670 amino acids. Gene Ontology annotation, molecular function: transcription coactivator activity. The record is from RefSeq and is a predicted model, not a curated record. NCBI's taxonomy places the organism in Eukaryota, Fungi, Ascomycota, Eurotiomycetes, Eurotiales, Trichocomaceae.
AUGGCAAACAAGAGCAAAGGCAAAGGGCGCGAUUCGCGUCAGUCGCGAAGCCGCAACACAACUCCAAGCUCUGGACUGAGCGCAAGCACCGCUACCGCCGCCUCGACUGUUUCUGGCUAUCUCGAUAACGAAUUUUCAAAACUCUUCGCUGGUGUUACCGUUCAAUACUCAGAUAUUCUUGAGCAGUCUGGUGGGGGUGGCAGUAUCCCCGAUAUUAAGACUCUGGAACUCAUAAGCGAGAAUCUCAAAACACUCAGUCAGCUAGCUGAUACGCGGGGUGAUACGUGCAACGCAGGGAUGCGCGAGCUAUCACAGCGAAAGAAAGACGUGAUCGAAGAUCAACGCGAACAAGAAAUAGAGCGAGAUGCUGAGGACAGAGUGAAGAUGAAACGUGAAGCAGAUGACGAUGAAGAACCGAGUAGAGCUUCCAAGGGAAAUAAGUUGAAGAAGCGCAAGGAACGCCCUCCCAAGGAAGAUCGUCCUCUUGCUGUUGGUGCUCACGAAGUUACCCGCCAGGAUGGAGGAGAACUGGGAGACCGUAAACGCAGUCGUGAAGCUACCUCUCCCUCGUCUAAAAAGUCUCGACAUGCCGUUGCUACAGGUAGCACAUCGUCGCUCUCGCCUCCCUCUUUAGCCUCACCUACUAUCAAAGAUGAGGAAGCCGCAGCUGGCUCUUUUGAAGAAGACAGCGAUGAUUCUCACCAACCCGAGCCUGCUCAGCUGGUCCCUCAGUUCCAAGUAUUUGGACCAAAUCCAUUGAAAUUCGACGAUCCCACAAUCUAUCAUAUCCGUGAAGUGACUCCUGAAACUACUGAUGAAAUGAAGAGGGAGAUUUACAGCGUCGCGCAUUUCCCGCCAAGUGACCUAUCUCAUAUGAUGGCAGGCACUCCACCAGACAAAGAUUUCAGUAAUGCGAAGCCAACUAAUCAAGUCAAUGCAAACACUUUCCUGACCUGGGUCGACCCUUUUGUUCGUCCUCUGACAGAGGAAGACAUUGCUUUUUUGAAAGAAAAGGCAAGUGGUGACCGCACAACCCCCUUUGUGAUGCCACCUCGCGGCAAGAAGCAUUAUACCGAGAUAUGGGCAGAGGAGGACGGUGCAAUGAACAUUGACAACCCCAACGAGAAAGACAAACUUCCUUUGAACCAAGGCAGAGGUAACAUCGACCAAAUCACAGACGAAGUUGCAGAGACGGACAAGGUGUCGGUUGGACCGCUCGUCAGUCGUCUCUAUUCUCUUCUACGUUAUGAACACCGAGUGGACCCCGAUGAGAACAACACGAAUGGUACCACGAACGGAGAUACCUCGAUGAACGGGCUUCUAGGGGGCGACUCAUUCAUGGACUUGGAUCAUCCACUUGGCGAAUCUGAGUCAAAGCCUCAACCCCAGCCAGCUGCAACUUCUUUCCCAGAUGCAUCUCCCAACGGAUUCAAAGUCCCCGCAGCGAAAUUGGAGCAUGCACAGUUGGAUGAAAGACUCAAAGCCGAGUUGCGUUACGUUGGCUUCUUAAGUGCUGAUGAUAACCCGGACUUUGACGCUCAUUACGACGACGAUAUCGCGCAGCGACUACGUCUACUACAGGGCGAGCUCAAGAAACAAAUGCUUAUCAACGGAGCACGCAAGACUCGUCUGCUGGAAAUCGCCAAGGAACGAAUGGCCUAUCAGGAAUACAGCACUAUUCACGACGACCUUGACUCUCAAGUGCAGCAAGCAUACCUCAAACGCACACGCACACUGGGUAAAAGCAAGAAGGGAUCGCAAGCCAAACACCGACCUGGCGGUGCAGGUGGUGGCAGCCACGUCGUCAGUGCCGCUGGAGUCGGAAGACCCGGUAUCGGCGACAUGGCUCGUACGCUUAUGGAUCGUCGCAAGCGUUGGCGUGAUUGUAUUGGGCCUGUGUUUAAGGAUAGCAAGACUACUGUUCCGUCAAAGGAGGAGAGUAUUUUUGAUCCUGUUACGAUGGCUGAGUAUGAGAAGGCUGAAUUGGAGGGUUGGGAUGAGGAGCAGGAGUAA